AUAAGCACUUUCAGCCUCCUCUACAUAUUCCUUCACUCAGAAAAAAACAUUAUUUGAUUGAUAUCUGUCAAGUGUGCCAUCACUUUUGCGUGUAGAGCUGUCAUCAAUGGUGAAGCCUGAGAUCAAGAUCCAAACAGGACCCAAGAAGGAAACGCCAUCAUCAUCAUCAUCAACGUUGAAGAAGAAGUAUAAGGGAGUGAGGAUGAGGAGUUGGGGUUCUUGGGUGUCAGAGAUUAGAGCACCAAAUCAGAAAACAAGAAUAUGGUUAGGUUCUUAUUCUACACCAGAAGCAGCUGCCAGAGCCUAUGAUGCUGCACUCCUCUGCCUCAAAGGUUCCUCAGCAAAUCUCAACUUCCCCAUUUCAUCAUCCUCCCAUUAUGUUCCUGACACCAUUUUGUCCCCUAAAUCAAUACAAAGAGUAGCUGCAGCCGCUGCUAACAGUUUUGGUAAUAAUGCUACCACCACCACCAAUACUACCCCACCAAUCAUAUCUUCACCACCAGCCUCUUCUCCUUCUUCUUCAUCCUCCUCAUUGGUUUCAUCUCCUUCAUUAUCCUCUUCUUCUCCAUCUGAUCAUCGAGUAGACGAUGAUGUUUCCCUAAUGCAGUCUCUGCAGACCUACAAUGAACCCAUUCCUAUGAUGGAACCAUGGUACUUCAGCUUUGAAACCCUGCAAUCUCCCAAAUAUGUAGAUCAGAUGAUUUUUAAUGCUCCCUCAUUAUUCGAUCCACCGCCGAUGAUGGAUGAUUUUUAUGAAGAAGGUGACAUCCGUCUGUGGAAUUUCUGCUAGGCAAGAACAGAUUUUAGGGUAUACAGAUGAUCAAUAUCAAAUUCUUUAAAUUUGUCCAUUCUUAUUAUUUGUUUUUUUUAUCUUCAUCACUGACAGUGAACAAAUUAAAUUCAUAGUAUGUUA
Molecule: messenger RNA, 913 nt
Organism: Rubroshorea leprosula
Lineage: Eukaryota; Viridiplantae; Streptophyta; Magnoliopsida; Malvales; Dipterocarpaceae
Source: the annotation of a GenBank genome assembly